AUGAACCUGCAUGGCAAUAAUGUCUCUGAGUUGCUCUCCACUGCCAUCAGGGUAGUUACCAUAUUGCCAAUGGAGCCCAACCCCUGGCUCCCGCGUGCAUCUGAGGACACAACUCUCCAGAUUGUGGCCCGCAACGGAACAGUAAGCCUGGGGUGUCCGGGGGAUGACGCUUCGCUCCGUAGUGGCGUUGAGGCACAACUGGGGAACUGGUCUCAAAAUAACGUUGGCAUUGGUUAUGGUGAGGAUGAAUCCAGACUGUACGAUCCACAGUGUCCACUGGAAUCGAAGGCUACAGCGGUGGAAAAGAACUGGGCAGCAUUACUAAUUCUAGUGGUCAUCGCCGUCACCGUAAUGGGCAACAUCCUGGUCAUUUUGGCGGUUUCCCUGGAGAAAAAGCUCCAGAACGCCACCAACUACUUCCUGAUGUCCCUCGCCGUGGCUGACAUGCUCCUUGGCAUCCUGGUCAUGCCGGUUUCCAUGGUGACCAUUCUCUAUGAUUACUGGUGGCCCCUCCCCUCUGAGCUUUGCCCUAUCUGGAUCUACCUGGAUGUCUUGUUUUCCACGGCGUCCAUCAUGCACCUGUGUGCCAUCUCUCUGGACCGCUACAUUGCCAUCCGCAACCCCAUCCACCACAGCCGCUUCAACUCCCACACCAAGGCCCGCAUCAAGAUCAUGGCAGUGUGGACCAUAUCUGUGGGUAUUUCCAUGCCUAUCCCAGUAUUGGGCCUGAGGGACCACUCCAAGGUCUUCAAAAAUGGCAGUUGCCAACUGACAGACGACAGCUUCGUGCUGGUGGGCUCUUUUGUGGCCUUCUUCAUCCCCCUCACCAUCAUGGUUGUCACCUACUUCCUGACCAUCAACGCCCUUCAGAACGAGGCCACCCUCUGUUUGGACCAACUAGUUCCCAGGCCCAAGUGGAGCACAACACUAACAUUGGGGUUUCUACCCCAGCCCUCGCUGUCCUCCGAGAAACUCUGCAGACGGUCAAUAAGCCGGAAGGGAAGUGGUGGUGGGAGUGGGAGCCUGGGACGCAUUCGUGGGAGCGUUUCUGGGACGCUGUUCGGCCGGCGCACCAUGCAAUCGAUCAGCAAUGAACAGAAGGCCUCCAAGGUGCUCGGUGUGGUGUUUUUCCUUUUUGUGGUCAUGUGGUGUCCGUUUUUCAUCACCAAUGUCCUGGUGGUGGUGUGCAACCCCACGGCCUGCGACCCGGGUGUCAUGGGGGGACUCCUCAAUAUUUUUGUGUGGGUUGGGUACCUGUCCUCUGCGGUCAAUCCGCUGGUGUACACGCUGUUCAAUAAGACAUACCGAGCAGCAUUCUCACGCUACAUCCGUUGCCGUUACCAACCAGAGAAAAAACCUCUUCAGCUCAUACUGGUCAACACCAUCCCGCCAUUGGCCUACAACUCCACCCAGCUACCUCUGGCGGACAUUGGGGCAUUACGAAAUGGGGAGGCACACCCUAGUGUUGGAGCAAAAGAUUAUUCUUUACCCGGGCUGGUGAGGGAUAAGUCCCAGCUGGACAAGAGCCAGGGAGAUAAGGAUGAGAGCUGUGUGUGA
This is a messenger RNA of Lampris incognitus (smalleye Pacific opah), 1557 nucleotides long. RefSeq names its product 5-hydroxytryptamine (serotonin) receptor 2A, genome duplicate a (gene htr2aa). Gene Ontology annotation, molecular function: G protein-coupled serotonin receptor activity; neurotransmitter receptor activity. The coding region runs from base 1 to 1557 and encodes 518 amino acids. Gene Ontology annotation, cellular component: plasma membrane; dendrite. The transcript is spliced from 3 exons. Gene Ontology annotation, biological process: chemical synaptic transmission; G protein-coupled receptor signaling pathway, coupled to cyclic nucleotide second messenger. The record is from RefSeq and is a predicted model, not a curated record. Lineage: Eukaryota; Metazoa; Chordata; Actinopteri; Lampriformes; Lampridae.